Ostreobium quekettii is the source of this 1224-nucleotide messenger RNA. Lineage: Eukaryota; Viridiplantae; Chlorophyta; Ulvophyceae; Bryopsidales; Ostreobiaceae. The record is from the annotation of a GenBank genome assembly.
AUGGACUCCCGCACGUACACCCAGGUGAAGGGAAAGAAGACAGGCACGGCGGCGGGCAUGGCAGCCGGCGGGGGCGACAGGCUGACGAUCGGCAUGAAGCGUCUGGACUCGCUGGAGGACCUGGAGGAAAAGAUGAGCCCAAGGGAGGCCGUGGACCACGUUGCCAAGGAGGUGGCCCUGGUGGCGAGGCUGUCGGUGAGCCUGUGGGCGCAGCUGGGGCUGGGUGGGCGUUGGAUUGUGGCUGCCUGGCAGCUUUUCUUGUAUGCCGCACUGCUCAUGCCAGGUUUGAUACAGGUGGUGUUCUACUAUUUCUUCUCACCUUCCGUAACCAGGAGCAUCAUCUACAGCAAGAAGCCCCGCAAUAGGCUGGAUUUGUACACACCUUCAUCGAGUCAAGAUGGGCGAGCUUGGCCCGUGGUGGUUUUUGUCACAGGUGGGGCUUGGACCAUAGGAUACAAGGCCUGGGGUGCUCUGCUUGGAAAGAGGCUCAGUGAGCUUGGAAUCCUGGUGGCAUGUUUAGACUACAGAAAUUUCCCCCAGGGCAAUGCUCUUGAUAUGCUGGAGGAUGUCAACACGGGGGUGGCAUGGGUGUUGCGCCACAUUGGCAGGCAUGGAGGGGACCCUGAGAAUGUCUAUUUAUGUGGCCAGUCCGCUGGGGGUCACCUUUUGGCGCUCGUCCUCCUCGCUCAGGUGCAACGCAAGCUGGCAGGGCGAUGCCGUUUGUUAAAGGGCCGAACUUGGGACCCCAGGAGAACAAAGGGCUUCAUAGGGGUCUCUGGAGCUUACAGCCUGGACGGAUUGAGGGAACACCUACACAGGAGGGGGCUGUGCAAAAGCCUGUUUGAGAGCAUCAUGAGCUUGGACGGAAAGCCAGCCUUGGUGGAGCUGUCGCCAACGUACUUCGCGAGGAAGUUGGGUCUGAGGCUACGUGGUGAGCUGCCAGAGGUUCUUCUGCUGCACGGAAAGGCUGACAAAUCUGUCCCCUGCAUGUCUUCCUCCACUUUCUGCGAGGCCCUAAACUCUGGAGGCGUCAAAUGCGAGUGCCGACUGUAUGAAGGCAAAUCGCACACCGACCCCCUUGUGGACGAUGCACUACGGGGAGGGCGAGACGCGCUCAUGGAAGACAUCGUCGAAAUGGUGUUGAAGCGCAAGAUUCAGAAAUGGCAGGCUCCCCUGCUCCCUGGCUUCUUGGUGACUGCCGCGUCUUUUGUGUGCCCAUUUUAG